Octopus sinensis (East Asian common octopus) is the source of this 2074-nucleotide messenger RNA. RefSeq names its product probable RNA-binding protein EIF1AD. Gene Ontology annotation, biological process: translational initiation. Gene Ontology annotation, cellular component: nucleus. NCBI's taxonomy places the organism in Eukaryota, Metazoa, Mollusca, Cephalopoda, Octopoda, Octopodidae. Bases 350 to 1003 code for a protein of 217 amino acids. Gene Ontology annotation, molecular function: RNA binding; translation initiation factor activity. The record is from RefSeq and is a predicted model, not a curated record. The transcript is spliced from 4 exons.
CAAAUUGUUAACUAAAUACUUUAACUAAAAUGCAAAUGACUAUCAAGUUAAGAAGUGUAGUUUUGAAUUAUAGACUGUAUCCCGAAAUUAAUGGUUACACUUUACAAUUUCUGUAAGCGCGAAACACCGUAACCUGAGGCACCCGUAACGCUGGAGGGGGGUAUAUCCAUAAAUAUUCCAAUAGAUUUAUCUCCCUUUGUUUUGAAAACGAAAACAACCGACUCCGAUCUACCGGAAAUCGAAGAUAUUGCCCACAAUCCUUUACUUUCUACGCAUCCGUUGUCUUGUUUGUCUCGCACAUGUUUAUUUACAUCAUUUUCGAGUCGUUUGGACUGUUAGCGUGAAAAAAAUGACUCAUAUAACUAAACGGAAAUAUGUGGCAAAUGAAUUACUCUACGAAUUUGUUCUUCCAGAAAGCAAUCAAUACAUAGUUAAGGUGAAACACUGUCGUGGUAACAACUUGCAUGAAGUUUGGAAUGAAAAGGGAGAAGAACUUCUUGUCAGCAUGCCACCAAAGUUUCGAAACCAUUUUUACAUCUUAAAAGGGAUGUUUCUCAUAGUAGAGCCGAUAGCUGAAGGUGUAAAGGUGAAAGCUGAAAUUGUUAGAAUCCUUUAUAAGGAACAAAUAAAUUAUAUUAUUAGUAAAGGAGUAUGGCCUGAAGCGUUUGCUGCAGAUGUUGCUAAUAAAAAAGAUGAAGCACAGAUUCCUGAUGAUAUGUUACCACCUUCUGACUCUGAUGAAGAAGAUCUUGGUACUUUAGUAAAUAACUACAACAGACAUGUGUGUCCCGCUCAUAUUCCCAAUUCAGACUCCAGUGAUAGUGAGGAAGCCUCUGAUAACUGUGAUGAUAAUAACUCUGAGAUUGAAACUCUUUCUAAUAACAAAGCUGACUCAAAUAAUGAGAGCAAAGACAGUUCAGAUGUAUUUAAGACAGAUAAUGACCAAAUAAGUCGAGUUUCUUCAAAUAUAUUAGAUUUAGAUAUAAAUAAAUCUGAUAAGUAACCUGUUACCAUUUGUCUCUUACAUAUCUUUUUGACUUUAUUUCAGUAGAUAUUAUAUAUUGAAAAAUCAACUUGAAAAACUCACAAACCAUGAAAUCUGAUUGGUUUCAUGAUAUUUUUUGUUGUUUAUUUUAAUAAUUUUAUAUGUUUCCUAACUCAGAAAUUGAUCCAUUCCUAGGAGCUAAAUGGAUAAGUGAGGAUAUAUUAUCUAAAAAAACAAUAAUUAUAAUCAGUCACACAUUUAUUGUUGGGUAAAUACUGUGCAUUCUAUGUUAUUCUUAUCUCAUAGUGUGCAAGUUACUUUUAUGUAUUAUGUAUUAAAUUAGAACAUAGGGAUGGCUGAAUGGUUAAGAAAGGUUUUAGGUUUGAUUUUACUGUGUGACAUCUUAGGUAAGAGCAUUUACACCAUAGCUUUGGGUUGACUUAAGCCCAGUUAGUGAAUUUGGAUUGAUAGAGACUCAUUUAGAUGGACUAUUUGUAAUUCUAAAAAUCCAUCCUUGUCACAUUUGCAUCAUGCUGAUUCAUCAUCAUUUAAUGUCCACUUUCUCUGCUGGCAUAGGUUGGAUGGUUUUACAGGAUCUGGUGAGCUUCAAGGCCAUGUUGAGCACCAAUGUCAGCUUUAGCAUGGUUUUCACACUUUACAGAGUGUACUGGGUGCAUUUUUCUGUGCCACUAGCACUAGUGAGGUUGCCAGGUAACUUGCUAGACGGAAGAGCAAGGAUAAUAAAAAGGAAAAGCUUUUAAAUUGGGAGUAUUUGGGAGGAAAAAAGUGGCUUUAUGUCAGAUGUUGAAAAGCUGAAGUACAAUAGAGGUAUAAGCACAAGUGUCUUGCUAUUCUACUUGAAAAUUACAUUAAGAGUCUGUUGAAUACUCCACAUACUAACUCAAUAAGCAAGAUGUCUAGGUGAUCAAAAACCACCUGGAUGCCCAGACAUUGAAAUUAAUGCUAAUAUUCCUCAUUAAAUUUGAACUGCUGCCUCUAAGUGUUCUGUUGAGUUAUCCUUCAUUUGGCUUAGCCAGGUGUUAAUAAAGUAUUCAACAUGGAAUCAGACAUCAAUUCCCAAAAGAAUAA